AGAGAGUGGACAGUGGGAAAGUUUGGAUUUUGAUCUGUGUGGUUGGAUUUUUGCGCAAACGAAAUCAGACCCACCCCCAAGCUUGUCCCGACGAACAACAUUAUCAUUGUGUUGUUUGGGAUUCUUCUUCUCCUUAGGGUUUUUUUUUGCUUCUUGCUCUGUCCUGUUUCCUUUGUUUCUUAAGCUCUUCUUAGCUCAGUGUGUUGUUAACAUUAAGAGAGAGGAUUUUUGGGUUUUUUUUGGGUGUGUUCUUCUGGGUUUGGGAAGAUGAGGGCGGUGCAUUUUAGCACGGGGAGGUUAGCGACAGGGUUUUUAUUGUGGUUUUGGCUUUGUGGGCUGAUUUCGGUAUCCUGCGCCGCGAGGUUUAGCGAUUCAAGGCAGAAGUUUGAGGUGCAGAAGCACUUGAUCAGGUUGAACAAACCAGCUGCUAAGAUCAUUCAGAGCCCAGAUGGUGACAUAAUCGACUGCGUUCAUAUGUCAAAGCAGCCGGCUUUCGACCAUCCUUUCCUCAAAGAUCACAAGAUUCAGAUGAGGCCUAAUUAUCACCCUGAAGGGCUUUUUGGUGACAAUAAGGUGUCUGCAAAACCGAAAGAUAAAACAAACCCUGUGCGGCAAUUGUGGCAUGAAUACGGUAAAUGCCCUGAAGGCACCAUUCCGAUAAGGAGGACAAAAGAAGAUGAUGUCUUGAGGGCAAGUUCAGUUAAGAGAUAUGGUAAGAAGAAGCACAGAACCGUUCCGGUGCCAAGGUCAGCGGAACCCGACCUCAUGAACCAAAAUGGGCAUCAGCAUGCCAUAGCUUAUGUGGAAGGAGAUAAGUAUUUUGGAGCAAAGGCGACUAUUAACGUGUGGGAGCCAAAGAUACAGCAGCCAAACGAGUUCAGCUUGUCACAGAUUUGGAUUUUGGGUGGCUCCUUUGGUGAAGAUCUUAACAGCAUUGAAGCUGGUUGGCAGGUGAGCCCGGAUCUAUAUGGAGACAAUAAUACCAGACUAUUCACUUACUGGACAAGUGAUGCGUAUCAAGCUACAGGCUGCUACAAUCUUCUUUGCUCGGGUUUUAUUCAGAUCAACAGCGAAAUAGCAAUGGGGGCAAGCAUCUCCCCUGUCUCUGGAUAUCGUAAUUCCCAGUAUGAUAUCAGUAUCCUUAUUUGGAAGGAUCCAAAGGAGGGGCAUUGGUGGAUGCAAUUCGGAAAUGACUACGUUUUAGGCUACUGGCCAUCAUUCCUCUUCUCCUACUUAGCAGACAGUGCAUCAAUGAUCGAAUGGGGAGGCGAAGUCGUGAAUGCAGAAUCCAGGAAGCUAAUCGUACUGCUGUACAAUGCAUUGCCAACAAUCAGAAUAAUAUUCUACCAAGAACCGGAAGUUCCCAAGAGGGAUAACAAUCUGGUGGACUGUUCUAGCAGCGGUCUUUUCAGCAGGUCAAGCUACUUCCGGAACAUCCAGGUGGUCGACAGUUCUAAUAACCUAAAAGCGCCCAAAGGACUCGGGACAUUCACCGAGCAGUCCAACUGCUACGACGUUCAGACGGGCAGCAAUGAUGACUGGGGCCAUUACUUCUACUAUGGAGGUCCUGGUAAGAACCCCAACUGUCCAUAACUGGGCACCUCCUCUCUGUUCCUGUGAAUUCAUCAUGUUCCUUCUUUGGUAUGGCUCUGCCUUCUUUGAGUGGUAGUAUUAGGCUCUCUGUUCAAACUAAUUCAGUAAAAUGUGUGUUGAAGUGCCCUCUCCGUGUAAUGUGAAGUUUUGAGGGUUGUCUGGUUUUUCUCCAUGUAAAUAGAUGGGGGAAACGAGACAAAGAUGCUUCAAGUCUGAAACCUGAAGCUCUUAGUGAAAUUUUACUUUUGUCUUUCUUUGUAAUGUGGUUUGCUUCUCCUGUCUCUGAGUAAUCUCUUGACAAGUGAAUGCACUUCCCAUCCUCCCCC
Messenger RNA from Tarenaya hassleriana, 1919 nucleotides. RefSeq lists its product as uncharacterized. Lineage: Eukaryota; Viridiplantae; Streptophyta; Magnoliopsida; Brassicales; Cleomaceae. The record is from RefSeq and is a predicted model, not a curated record. The transcript has 8 exons. The coding region runs from base 268 to 1593 and encodes 441 amino acids.